This is a messenger RNA of Scophthalmus maximus (turbot), 3297 nucleotides long. RefSeq names its product eosinophil peroxidase-like. Gene Ontology annotation, biological process: response to oxidative stress. The record is from RefSeq and is a predicted model, not a curated record. The coding region runs from base 81 to 2273 and encodes 730 amino acids. Gene Ontology annotation, molecular function: peroxidase activity; heme binding. The transcript has 13 exons. NCBI's taxonomy places the organism in Eukaryota, Metazoa, Chordata, Actinopteri, Pleuronectiformes, Scophthalmidae.
AGUCAAUAAAUUGUUGUUAAUUGCACUGACUCCUGAAAGCGGCUGGAGGACCAAACUGCGGCUUGCGGGACAUCACAGAGAUGAAGUGGUUUUCGUACCUGAUAGCUGCAGGUUUUUUCCUCUGUUUGGAAAGCCAUGUGAAUGCUGAAUCAUGUUUGAGCAGAGAUGUCAUUGAAAAAGCUGUGACUGAAGCCAAGGCCACUGUGGACUCGGCUUAUGAGUACUCAAGAAAAGAGAGCAUCGACCGUGUGAGGAGGAAUGCAGCGAGUCCUUCAGACGUCCUGCGACUCCUGAAGCAGCCUGCUGGGCAGACCCGUAAUGCUGUGCGUGCUGCAGACUACAUGAAUAUUGCUGUGACGCUGCUCAAGAGGUCUCUGGAAAAACGUCAAAAACGCUCCAUCAAUGCCACUGAUCUGAUCUCUAAAAUGGAUCUGCAGGUCGUCGCUGACCUGACAGGCUGCUCCCCCCGACAUCGAGUCCCUUCUUGCAAGACGACUCCCAAUUUAGACAAGUUUCGCACAGCAAGUAGUGUCUGCAACAACAGAAAAAACCCUCGGUUGGGGUCCGCCAACACACCUUUUACCCGCUGGCUUCCUGCUGAAUACCAGGAUUAUAUCUCUCUUCCCAAAGGCUGGGACCCUAGGAAAAGGGUCAACAAACGUUUUCUACCAUUGGUAAGAGUAGUGUCCAACCGCAUUCUGCGAACAGCUAAUGCUGAUGUGGAGAGCGACCCACUCUACACUCACCUGGUGACCAUCUUCGGCCAGUGGACUGACCAUGACCUGACCUUCACUCCUCACUCUCCUGUCAUCCGCUCAUUCAGUAAUGGUAUUAACUGUGACAAGAGCUGCGAACGCACAGAGCCCUGUUUCCCCAUCCAGAUUCCCAGGAGUGACCCUCGAUUCACAAACCGAGAGGAGUGUAUACCCUUCUUCCGUUCAGCAGCAGCUUGUGGUUCUGGCAACACAGGCCACAUCUUUGGCGGAAGCAAUGUCCGUCAGCAGAUGAACUCAAUCACAGCUUUCAUUGACGUGGGCCAGGUGUAUGGUUCAGAUGAUACCAAAGCUCGGUUCCUCCGUAACCUCACCACAGAUCAGGGCCUUUUAAGGGUCAACACACGGUACACUGACAACGGCCGUGAACUCCUGCCCUUCACCAACAUGGGUGCCAACCUGUGUGCGACACGAGCUCGCAUUACCAACAACACCAGUGUUGAGGAGGUGCCCUGCUUUCUGGCUGGUGAUGAGCGCUCAAAUGAGAACAUUGGCCUGACCUCUCUACACACACUGUUGAUGCGUGAACACAACCGUCUGGUACGUGCACUGGCCAAACUCAAUCCUCAGUGGGACGGAGAGAGACUCUACCAGGAGGCCCGCAAGAUCAUGGCAGGCUACUUCCAGGUUAUCACCUUCAGAGACUACCUGUACCACAUUGUCGGUCCAGACUUUCAAAAGAAGCUGUCCACCUAUCCUGGAUAUGAUGAAAAUGUGGACCCCAGCAUCUCCAAUGUGUUUGCUACAGCUGCCUACCGAUUUGCUCACCUGAUGGUUCAGCCAUUCAUGUUCCGUCUUGAUGAGAAAUACCAGGAGCACCGUGAUUACCCGAGCCCGCUCCUGCACAAAGCCUUUUUCACACCAUGGAGGGUCGUUUUUGAAGGUGGUUUGGACCCAAUCCUGCGGGGACUGGCGGGUCGCCAGGCCAAGCUAAACACACAGAAUAACAUGAUGAGUGAUGAGCUGAGGGAGAGACUGUUUAAAUUCUCCACUGAGCUGGCGCUGGAUCUGGCCUCUCUCAACAUGCAGAGAGGCAGAGACCAUGGACUCCCUGGUUACAACAAAUGGCGCAAGUUCUGUGGGCUGACACAACCACAAAAUCGGAGACAACUGGCAACAGUGCUGCAAAAUGAUAGACUGGCCAGGAACCUAAUUGCUCUCUACGGCAGACCAGACAACAUUGAUGUGUGGCUGGGAGGAGUGGCUGAGCCGUUUGUCCGUGGUGGUAGAGUGGGACCCCUGUUUGCCUGUCUUAUUUCCACUCAGUUCCAGAGAAUCCGCCAGGGAGACAGACUUUGGUGGGAGAACAAGAAUGUCUUCACUGAAGCUCAGAGGGAGUCCCUGAAGGACACAUCACUUGCCCGCAUCAUCUGUGACAACACUGGCAUCACUGAAGUACCAGAGGAGCCCUUCCAGUACAGGCCCAGAGGGUCCCGUUACACUCGAUGCAGAAGAAUCCCUGCUUUUGACCUCAGUCCAUGGAGGGAGAAUAUUGUGUAGAAAUCUUGCUGUGGACAGCUUCAUCUGUACAUCUUUCAUCACACUCAAAACAUUAAUGAUAUAUAUCUGCUGUGUAUUGCUAUGUACUUGUAUUUUUCUAAUCUAAUGAACAUAAAUGUGAACCAUCUGUUACUUUCUAGGCAAGGCAAGGCAAGGCAAGGCAAGGCAAGUUUAUUUGUAUCACACAUUUCAACUAAAAGGCAAGUACUUUACAUUAAACAUUAAAAGCAUUGGGGGGGUUAGCUCACUUAGUAGCGCCGGCGCCCUAUGUGCAGAGGCUUGAGUCCUCCUGCAGAGACCACGGGUUUUACUCCGACCCUGGCCCCUUUGCUGCAUGUCUUCCCCCACUCUCUCCCCCUUCACGCUGAAUACUGUCCUGUCAAAUAAAGGCUUAAAAAAAAAAAAGUGUUUUGAAGAAACACAUAUAAAAUGACAUUGAAAUACAAGCAUUAAAAAGAGAAAACAAAAACAUGCUAAAGUAGAAGAACACAGGGAAUAAAAUUUACAGUGCAGUUCAAGAAAUGUAUUAAUAGUUUAUUUACUGGAAGGCAGCGACAAACAGAAAAAUCUAGUCUUUUUAAGUCUUGAUUUUAAAGAACAGAGAUGCAGCAGACUGCAGUUUUCCGGGAAUGUGUUACAGAUAUGUGGAGCAUAUAAAACUGAAUCGCCAUGUUUAGUUCUGACUUCGGGCAUAGUCCCUGUCUUUUAAAUAGGAUUCAAACCAGUUUAAUUCUGUGCCAGACAGUCCCAGACAGUUUUCCAGUCGGUCUAGUAAAAUGUUGUGAUCGACCUUUUCGAAUGCAGCACUGAGAUCCAGUGAAACCAACACUGAAACUCUGCCAUUGUCUGUGUUUUAGAUAUGUAUAAGAUUUACAUCAGCUCAAGUGUAGCACAGUAUAUGAGAGAUUCUCAUUAACAGCUAUGACUCUUUCUUUAAAUUUUAUGACACUAAUUCUGGUGAAGAUAUCAUUUUUUAUUCUGUACAACACUAAAACGAGGAGAAAAUAAAUGACUACACAGCAUA